GCACUCGAGCAUUUAGCAAUGUCACUUCAGGACUAGCCAAACUAAACCCAAUUUCCAGUUUACGUUUGAAGAGACCAACUUCUGUGGCAGGUCGCCAGACUACAUCACAGUUUUAUCUUCAGAAGCCUGCAGUUUGUGUACAGAAUGGAAAUGAUAUUAUUAUUCCAUUGGGUGGAAACGAGACUCAUUUAGUCUCUUGUGGAGUAGUGGCUACCAGUCUUCUUCCACCUGUCUCUCCACCACGUUAUCCAUCACCUCCAUUGGUCCGCUGCCAUAGUGAUUCAUCCAUCCCUCAUUCUACUCUGGCAAUGAGAAACCUCAUUCCUGGAGUGCCCACCAAUCGUUCUCCUACUCCAGAGAUAUUAGUAAGUGGGACUGGAGACUCCAUACACAAACCAGCAAUCACUCCUACAUUUGGAGGCCUCUCUCCAACACUUCUCAUGCAGAGAGUAAGGAAGAUAUCCCAUUCAUCUGAUGAAGUAGACGUGCGUGAGGAACGAGAGGGAGGUUUGCUUCGAGCAUCUUCUGCAACAGAUCUCCAGUUGCACCUCUCAUCUAGUCACUCAGAGGGACACAUAGGUGGAUCCUCCAUACAGUCUGCAGGAGUUAACUCAGGGGGGGAACUUCCCAGUAACCUUGUAUCCCCAUUGUCAGCUCUUAACAAGGAGGCUGUAUUAGCUCCCUUCUCAGUGUUAGCUCGAGGAGUACAGAGUUUAGCGCCUGGUGCAGGUCGUUUGGCACGGGGCAUGCAGAGUAUUGGGGCCAAUUUAGACCCUCGUCGCUUGCGUGCUCAACGUCAGAGGCAGCUUGAAGAAGAUCUAGUGAUGAAGGAACGGAAAAUGCAGUGCAAGACAAAGAUUAUUCAGCUUUAAGUAGCCAAUAUUAUCUUUGACUCUUACCUCUUCAUUGGUACAUGAUGAAAUAGAAGAGAUAUUAUCUAUGCGUCAUUAGGUGCAAGGAUCUGGAGUUUUUUAUAUCAGUGAAUCAAAAAUUGAACAAAAAUGAGAUGGUCCUGUUCCGUCAUAACUAGUCCCUGGUAAAACUUAAUGUUACGUCCAAAGUUUUACUUGCAAUAACUGGUAGUUUUCUGUUUAGUUUUGUUUCUGACAUGAUGUAUUGAUGUAGGCUCAAUUUAAAUUGUCACUGAGAAUCCUUAAUGUGAGUGAUGUAUCGAGUCAUAAUAAGUAGACAAUAGAAUGUGUUAAGAUUCAGUGAUGUACCCUGUACACUCUCAUUUUAAUUAUACUGUAUACUUCUUGUUGUUCGUGCCAACAUACUGUACAUACACACCAACUUUCUUAAGGAUAUUCAGCAGGGUAAAAUUUUAUUUUAAUGGCAGCAGAAUAUAUAUUGCCUCCUCUUUACUGAAAUAUGAAACCUUGGUAUUAAUUCUCUAAUUCCCUGUCAAGUGUAGUAUGCAUGUACGGUAUCUUGAUUUAUGUUGAAGGAGGAGUUACAUGCAUAGAAGAUUGACACAUGUGUUGUUAAUGUCAUCAGAUUCUAUUGUCUCCAGGGUAUGGCUCAUGCCUUGAGAAUAUGCUCAAAAAGUAUUGAACACCACCUUAAACAUUCCAAGUGAAGUUAACCUCCUCUAUUGUGAUCUCAUGUAACUACUUUUAUAUUAUUUGUCACAACAUUAUUUAUGUGUGUUUACAUUGAUAACUGUUUUAAAAUGUUAUAAUUUUAUGUAGUCUUCCAUGAGCAUGAUUCAGUAGGCUUAUUGUAGAUUUGUUUGAGUCACUUAUUAUUAUUUAUUGAAAGUGUUAACACUAGGUGCACUCCCCAGGAACAUUUCAGAUGCAGUUGUGGAUUCUUGUAAAAUAGCAUGAGUAUAUUUUCCUGUGUAUAUACAAGUAUAUAUAUGUAUAUACAAUGAUUUUUUGCAGAAUUUUAGUGAGUCGAAUCUUAGAAAGAGGAAAUGGAAUAUUUUAACAUUAUUAGUGUGGCUUUUGUGGUAAGAAACACAAGUUUUUGAAACACAACUAUCACAUUUUCAUUGAUAAUUUCCUUGAAUGCAUCAACAUAUUUAAAUGGUUGUUAGAUGUAUUUACCAAAAAGUCAUAGGCUUUAUAAAGUGCAUUAUUCUCGAAAUAUUCUGUUUAUGGUCUGCUAUUGAUGGAGAAUUGAACUUGUACUUCAUUAAUAACAGUAAUAUAAUUUAGUGGUUGAAGGUUAUGCACAUUGAACCACCUCAAUCUGCCCAAAUGCUUCAAGGUUCAACACUUUGCUGUUUUACACACACACACACACUAACACACACACACUAACGCACACACACACACACACACACAUACUCCCACUAACAUACACACUAACACAC
Molecule: messenger RNA, 2320 nt
Organism: Homarus americanus (American lobster)
Lineage: Eukaryota; Metazoa; Arthropoda; Malacostraca; Decapoda; Nephropidae
Product: phosphatidylinositide phosphatase SAC2-like
Biological process (GO): phosphatidylinositol dephosphorylation; regulation of endocytic recycling
Cellular component (GO): early endosome; clathrin-coated endocytic vesicle
Molecular function (GO): phosphatidylinositol-4-phosphate phosphatase activity
Source: RefSeq, a predicted model, not a curated record